This is a messenger RNA of Patella vulgata (common limpet), 3564 nucleotides long. RefSeq names its product B-cell receptor-associated protein 31. The coding region runs from base 146 to 853 and encodes 235 amino acids. Gene Ontology annotation, biological process: intracellular protein transport; endoplasmic reticulum to Golgi vesicle-mediated transport. NCBI's taxonomy places the organism in Eukaryota, Metazoa, Mollusca, Gastropoda, Patellidae. The transcript has 8 exons. Gene Ontology annotation, cellular component: endoplasmic reticulum; endoplasmic reticulum membrane. The record is from RefSeq and is a predicted model, not a curated record.
UAAACCGGAAGUAAACUGGUCAAUAAUACCGAGUGAAACGUAGCAUUAAAUUUCAUAGGACUUUAGCCUAAUUAUUCUGAGAAGAAUUAAAAAACGCAAUUGUAAUUUGUAAAAGGUAAAGCACAGCCGUUGAAUAAAGAAGAAAAUGAGUAUACAGUGGACAUUUAUCGCAACUGUUCUAUAUGCACAGUUAGCAGUAGUAUUUCUUUUAUUGUUACCAUGGAUAAAACCAUCAAGAUGGCAGAAGAUAUUUCGUUCUGGGUUUCUAGCUAAAAUUAGUACCUAUGGUCAUAUUUAUUUUAAUGUGUUUAUAUUGAUUUUAUUAGUUUUGUUUGCUGAUUCUGUCCGUGAAGUUAGAAAAUUUUCAGCUCCUAUUGAUGAAGUUGAUCUUAAACACAAUCCAGAUGCAGAAACCAAAAAUCUGAUGCGCUUAUUUAGAGCUCAAAGAAAUUUUUACAUAGCUGGAUUUGCCUUGUUUCUAUGGUUUAUUAUUAGACGACUAGUAACACUUAUUGCUAAUCAAGCUCUACUCCAGGCCCAAUGUGAAGCUAGUCAGAAACAGGCUAGUAGUGCUUCACAAGCUGCACAGAGAUUGUUAGAUGAUAAAGAAAAUAAAGUCAAUAAGACAAAGGAAGAUACAGCUGAUAUUGAACAGCAAAAAGAAUUAAAUAAACUAAAAGAAGAGCUUAAUGAAACUAAGGAAGAACUAAGACAUGCUGAAUUAAACUUAAAAUCUAUGAAGAAACAAUCAGAAUCAACUAAUGUUGAGUAUGAUCGACUGUUGAAAGAGCAUGCUACCUUACAGGAGAAAAUGGAGUCACUGGAAAGUAGUGGUGGCAAGAAAGAUAAAUAAAUAAUAUUGUUGUGUGUUUAGAAAAUAUAUAACCUCUAACAGUUAACAGACAUGUCUUACUUAUUGCUUAUUGUUGUUUAUAGCAUUGAUUCUUUACUGUAUUGAAAUAUUUUGAUUAUUUCAUAAAUAAGACAAUGGUAUAUUCCAUUGAAAGUAUUAGGAUAAAUAUAAUUAGAAUACAUUCAAUGGGAGACAACAUUUUGGUAGAUAUUGUUUGAUGGUGGAGCAAUAUUGACAUCAACAUGCUAUAGCUGUCAGACACAAGUAUUAGCUACAGAGCACCCACAAUUCCUACUACUGUGGCUAAUCAAAUUUUGUAUCUCUCUUUAAAAGUAAUAACUGGGUCACUAGUUGACAUCAACGUAUUUAUUUUGUUAAACAUGAAAGUGACCCUCCGUUUUGAAAAAUGUAGGUUUUGAUAUAUUAUCCAUUGAAUUUGUUAAUUUCUUUAUGAUUAUAUACUAUGGUGUUUAUGUUAUAUACUAAUACUAUAGCAUUUGUGUUAUAUACGAUGGCGUUUAUGUCAUAUACUAUGGACUUUAUGUUAUAUACUGUAUUUACAUUUUCUAUUGUUUGACUGUAGUGUAGACCAACAAUAAAUUUAAACUCGAAUGAAAUAAUUAUCACAUAUUUAUUAGAUAUUUAUUUCUUUCCUGGUUAUUAUUGUGUAUUUGUUACUGCUAGUAAACUUCACUGUUGAGUCUUCAUUUCCUUGAGUCUGUGUCAACUAGACUAUGGUAGAAACAUAUGGUCUGUUCUUUUUGCAUAUAUAUGUUUACUCACUAGACUGAUAAUAAAUGCCAUCAAUUGGAAAUACCAUGCUUAGAACAUGAAUUGGGAUAUGAAAAACAUGCUUAUUUUAUACUGACUAAACUUAUGGUUUAAAUUGUCUGAUAUUUACUUGUUUAAUUUCACGCUGACUAACUGUACAGUCAGUAUGGAACAAUAUUUACAAGUUGCCCUGAAACAGAUAUAGUAAUUAUGACCACUAACGAAUUCAUUGUUACCCAAGUUCAUUUUAUACAUACAUGUUUGAGUUCUACAUAUUUUUAACAUUAUUGUAAUCCAUAAUAGUUUAAGAUAUAAGUUUGUAUGUCAACAAAGAUGAACAUGAUCUGUUGGAUAUUGAAACUUUGUACAAUAUAAUAUUCUCUCUUGUUAAUAAUCAGUAGUACCUUUAAGGUUUUUCGAUUUUGUAUCACUUAUUUAUAUUCAACUAUGAAAGCAGGAUGAGCAUACAGUAUCAAAAUAGACGGGCUAAGACUAAACUAUUACUCUACAUAACUCAUGUCUGUACUACAGUAAAUAAGGAACAUACCUGUCUUAUAAAUAGAUUUUGCUCAAUACCUUGUUGUCAUCUUAAGAAAAAAAAUACCUGAACAAAUUAUUCAUUAGAUGUCUUUAAUAUCUAUUGUUUGUUAAAUUCAAUAAAAAAUCAAUUUGGUCCCAGUAAUAUAUAAUGUGUAAAAUGAAAAUAUCUUCACAUACAAACAUGUCUCCAAUUGAAUCCCAGACAACAAAGUUCAGUUCUUUUUAGCUUGCAAUAUAUGUGGAAGACCAAUUAAACAACUCUUUAUUCAUAGUCCUUAAUUCUUAUGUCUUCAUUUGUUGUCGUAUGGUGCAGCAACUGUUUUAUCAUUUCGUUAAAGCAAUCUGACAGCCCACCGCUAGCAUCCUCUUUCGGCAUAUUAUUACGGUUAGAUGAAUUUGGAGAAAUGUUUUUUGACAUUGGUUUUGCAAGAUUGGUAUUUGGAGAUUUGUAUUUGGAAAUUUGUUGUUCGAGAUUUGUUUGUCGUUGUCGGUUUCGGAUUAAAUGUAUUUUUUUGAUUUUCUAAAAGAGAUUUUAUCAUUAUAUUAUAAAAUGAAACAAAGAUACAAUUUACAAAUCUGAUAUGACAAAUAUCGGAUUUGUAAAACAGAUUGAUUUUAAGAUACAAAUAUUAUUAUUGAUUUUAAGAUACAAUUGUUGAAAUAUGACAACAAAUGAAGAAUUAAGGACUAUGAUUAAAGAAUACUGAAUAAAGAGCUGUUUGGUCUUCCAUAGCGAUGAUAAACAUUUCCUUUAAAAAUUUAAUUGAACUUGAAAGAACAUGGUUUAUUAUUAAAUUUCCAUAUUUGGUUACAUAAGUUCGUCCAUCAGAUCUUGAAAAUCUGUGACAAACCAUUUGGCUUGAGAUUUUACUUUCUCACGAACAAUAUUCCCACCAUAUCCAAUAAAUGCAGCCUAGAAGAAAAUAUUUUAGUUGAUUAAUUAGUAAUUUAAUAAUAGCUUAUGUAAAUUGCAAAAGUGUGAAUCACUUACUGAAAGUAUAUUAUUUUUUAUAUAAAUAAGUAUAACUUGUGGAUUGAUAGUGGUCAUGGUUAGAUUAUAAAUGUAUAUAUUGUUACUGUAGUUGUUAUUAUAACAGUUUAAUAUUGUAGGAUAUAUAGUAUAUCUGCUGAUAACUGCUUGAAACUUUUAAAUGGAUUGAAUUAAGAAACCAUGAAAUGUCUUCUGAUUAAAAAAUCUUGUUCUUAGUUAUUUGGCAAAUUAUUUUCUGUGAGGUGACUCUGAACAGGAAAUAAUUGUUACAUCAAUGACAAUGGUGUAGCCAUAUUUUGAGAAUGACUGUUAUUACUUUUGCAUGAAGAGAUUGGAUGGCUAAUUCCUUAGAUUUAGAAAUAUAAGUUAUAUGUAUAUAUCUUGACUAGUGAUUAAACUCUGAAGUCAG